Xenia sp. Carnegie-2017 is the source of this 1229-nucleotide messenger RNA. RefSeq lists its product as uncharacterized. The coding region runs from base 71 to 1144 and encodes 357 amino acids. The record is from RefSeq and is a predicted model, not a curated record. Gene Ontology annotation, molecular function: protein binding. The transcript has 3 exons. NCBI's taxonomy places the organism in Eukaryota, Metazoa, Cnidaria, Anthozoa, Malacalcyonacea, Xeniidae.
UGUUAGUUCUGUUUAGGAUUCCUGCAAUUCAACAUAUGCGAGUAACUUUUCCGAAUUGUUUAAGAAAAAAAUGGCACAUUCUUUUAAAUUAACAAUUUUGUUUUUUCUUUUACUGUCGCUGCUUAUUGAUAUCUUCUUGUGCAACAUCGUAAAACGAAAAGCACCCGAUGGAAAGCUUUACGUAUUUUCAAAAAGAGAAGGAUGUGUGUCCGUUCAAAGUGCAAGUCCUUGUAGAUUGAACUGGAAAUUAAAUCCAUACAUCGCCAAAAUUUACGCACAGCAAAAUGCUAUCGUUUCACAUGCAGUAAAUCUCUAUGGUCUACUUGGCAUUUCAUUUAGAUGUACAAAUGCUGUGAAAGAAGCCUUAUGCUCACAACUGACACCAAAAUGUUCUGAGAAGGACUACAGUCGAGAUUAUGGUGACGUUACCAGGCUGUGUAACAACAUUUACUCUAGUUGUCCUUCCACUGUCGUAAAUAAUUUAAAGAAAAACAAUUUUUGCAGAAAUUUGAAAAAGGGCAGACGCUCAAACGGUCAAUGUGUCACCAAUACUGCAGCUGUUGCUGGUGCUUGUCCGCAGCCAACGUACAAGAUGACACCGGAGUUCUUUGAAGACUACCAAAAGGCGUCCGUAAAAGUCCAAACAUCUUUAACAACUAUUCGUAAUGCCCGAUACAGUGAUGGAAGAAGGAUUUUUUCAGAUAUUUGUGCUUCACAAAUGACAGAAAUUCAAUGUGUGCCACUUUACUGUUCUGCUAAUGAAACGGAACUUUUAGUAAAAUUUGACAAGGAUGACUGCAAUAAGUUAGUUCACACCUGUUUUGAUGAACCAUUCAGAAAAUUGUCGCAAUCAUCUAGCAUUCGAAGAGUUUUGAAUACUUGGAAAAAUCAGUUUCGCUUGUCCUGCAACAAAUACCCAGCAUCUUCGUCCGAUCUACGGCCUGAACCCCCAAGAAUUGGUGAAAAGACACCAACUACAACUGGACACACACCGAAACAACGUGAAAACCUUCCAACAGCAAAUAGAAACAGAAAAAAAGUGGGUAAAAACACACCAAAGGGAAGUGGAAACACUGUGUACGGAAGCAACGGGAUUCUUUCCCUCAUCUUUUUUGCACUCUUGAAUGAGCUUUUGAUAGCUUGAACUUUAGGUGUGACAAAGUAUUUAAUUUAAUUUGAUGAAUAUGUACACUUCUUAUAAAAAAAUGGAACAAUGCAAUAAAUUGAAA